UCGCGUUGCUUCCUCCCCUCGAACGAACCCCGCGGAGGCAACCACCACCAAGUCUACUCCCCGUCCACGCCAAUCCCCCACCUCCUCCGCCGCCUGCACCUCGUCGUCGCCGGCCUCCAUGAUGAAGGACAAGAUGAAGGAUCUCAUGAAGAAGGUCACCUCCUCCUCCGCCCCGUCCUUCAAGGGCCCCUCCCACGUCCUCGGCUCCGGCCCUCCCCCCUCCGCCUCCACCUCCUCCUCCCGCCCCUCUCAAACCAACCCUAACCCCAACCCCAGGCCCGUCCCCAAGCAGCAGCCCCCGCGCCCGGCCGGCCCCUCCGAAUUCACCCCCUUCACCGCCGUCAUCUCCUCCUCCUCCUCCCGCCGCCCAGAUGCCAACGGCGGCGACACCGUCGCGUGCCCCAACUGCGGCGACGCCUUCUCCUCCGAGCACGCCGUCUCGGAGCACCUCGACGGCUGCCUCGCGUCGGCCGGCGGCGCCCGCGCCCGCGCGGCCGCGUACCUUGCCGGCAACCCACCCCCCGCGGCCGUCGAGGUCGUGAAGAAGCUUCUCGGCAACCUGCUCAAGGAGCCCGGCAACGACAAGUACAGGAGGGUCAGGCUCGGUAACCCGAGGAUCAAGGAGGCCGUGGCGGACAGGGAGGGCGGGCUCGAGCUCCUCGAGGCGGUCGGGUUCACGAUCGGGGAUGAGGGCGGGGAGCUCUUUGCCGUGAUGGACGAGACUCCUGCCGAAGCGAGACUUAGCGGGAUCAGGCAGGCUGUGCUCCUGCUUGAGAGGUCCCAUCCUUCGGCACCGCUACCGACGCUGGCCGGGUCUGAGUCCAAAGAGAGCUGCCGCAGCGGAGUCGAUGAGCAAAAGGAGGUUAACAAGAUUGUUGAUCGUCAGAUUCGGGUAUUCUUCAAUGUCCGUGGAAGUUCUGUUGCAGAAAUUGAUACACCGGAUUCUUUCUACAAACUUAGUGGUGAGGAGGUAAGGAAUGAGGCAAAGAUGAGGAGGGAAAGGCUGGAACAAUCUCGGUUGCUAAUUCCAAAGUCAUAUAAGGAGAAGCAGGCACUGGCUGCUCGACAGAAGUACAAACAAGCUGUCAUCCGAGUUCAGUUUCCUGAUGGAGUAAUUCUCCAGGGUGUAUUCCUUCCAGCGGAGGCUACUGGUUCACUAUAUGAGUUUGUCGCGGACGCUUUGAAGCAGCCAGGUUUGGAAUUCGAUCUUAUCUGCCCAGCUGUUCCUAGGUCACGUGUGCUACCGCAUUCUCCAAAUACAGGAGAGCGGGCACGCACGUUGCAAGAUGAAGGCCUGGUACCUUCUGCUCUCCUCAAAUUCAAGCCCAAUGAGACUGAUUCUGUUGUGUUCACCGGCUUGCUUGACAAGCUUCUGGAGGCUAGUGAACCAUUUACAGCUGCAUCCUCUUGAUUGUUGGAGUUCGGGCCCACAUUCUCCCCUCAAAUCUUCUGUUACAUUGGACUUCAUACUGUUGUAACUCAGUCACAGGGAUAUGUCAUCUGCAUACUCGAUAGGUUGAUUGAUAGUCUGGUACAUAGAUUGCUUGGCGAUUGCCAUACUUUACAUGGUAAAACCCAAUAAUUCAUCAGUCGCACCGUCAACUGUACCUGAGCGAUGAGUGAGCUAUACAAUGUGUAGUAUACAUUAACUUCCCUUGAUUUUGCAUUUGAUACUAAUACUAUCGUUAAUUCAGUA
Molecule: messenger RNA, 1696 nt
Organism: Aegilops tauschii subsp. strangulata
Lineage: Eukaryota; Viridiplantae; Streptophyta; Magnoliopsida; Poales; Poaceae
Product: plant UBX domain-containing protein 2
Biological process (GO): defense response to fungus; DNA repair
Molecular function (GO): DNA binding; protein binding
Source: RefSeq, a predicted model, not a curated record